GAGAGGCUGUACAAGAAAAUGUAUUUAAAUCUUAAUUUUUUCCUUUUGAAUGUUUUAUUUAAAUAAAAUGUGAUAUCAAGAAAUUCAAUUGUGGUUUUUCUGUAAAGAAGAUUGCCAGCUAAAACAUCCCGUCAGAUUCAACAAUGCAUAAGAACAGAUAAAUGGAGGGAAGUUGUCUUCGCCAUUCUCAUCGAGACGCUGCGAGCUGCCCUCUCCUCUUCCAUGGACGUUCUGCCGGUUUCUUCAUAGCCAUUCCCUUUAUUUUCUGCUUCUCUCUUUUCGGAAUCUUCAAUCUUGUCGGCGGCACCGUCCUUACCAUAAUGGCUUGCAAGCCAAAAUUUCCUCCAAAGACUGUGGCGUUCAUACAAAAAAUGAUUCAGAGUUCCAACGUCAAAUUUGAGUCUCAGCUAGAUCCCAUGCAAGUAGUUGGCAUCAUACUCUUACUUACAGGAUCUCUGUUAGUAUUAGUUGGGAUUGCUCUGGGAUUUGUGGCUUGUCGAUCUGUUAACGAACAACAACGAAGAAGAACAGGGAAUUCUUUCUCUGGAAUACCUAUGUCCAGUAUGGCAGAGCGAAGCAGCAGAAGAACCUCAUCAUUUGGUUUGGGUUCCUUCGCUUCUAUUCGUUAUAGUAAAGGCGACAGGAAGAAAUCUUUACACACAGAAAACAUCGUGUCUCCAAUUCUGGAAGUCAACAGCGAAGAAGAGGCAAGUGGCAACGAAGAAACCAGAACAGCCAUUGAAGAUAUAUUCGUACAUUUAUCGACACUGAACGAUAAAAAAUCUCCUGAGAAGAAGAAGGAUGAUCAUCAUAAAGUUAUGUGGGCUGCUCAGAUGUCAGAUUCAGGUUCUGUUUCAGAUGAAAUAGCCGCAGGGGCAUCUUCCGACUCAGAUGCUGUCCAUACAGAAGAUCUCCAUUUAUAAACUCACAUAACUGCAUUGAGAAGAAAACCGAUACACGUAAAUGUACUAUAAUAUUUUAUUCCUAAAAGACUUUUAAGUUUUGAUACUUUUAUAAACAGUAACGAAUAAACAGCUAAUGUAUUCUAUAAUGAGUACAAUAUAUAACUAAUUUCUAAGAUGUCAACA
Messenger RNA from Stegodyphus dumicola, 1088 nucleotides. RefSeq lists its product as uncharacterized. Lineage: Eukaryota; Metazoa; Arthropoda; Arachnida; Araneae; Eresidae. The record is from RefSeq and is a predicted model, not a curated record.